GAUGCUGCGAAAGGUAUGAAAUGCAGAAACAUUAUCGAUAUGUUAUUCUUUCAUGGCUGUGGUGUGUUGGGAAAGGAUUUUUAUCUAUCCGUAAUGCUCCAUUGAAAGGAGAAGGAACAUUCCUUGUGUGUGCAUUUCCCACAACAACGGUAAACAAUGUGGAAUGGCUUCAUGAUCAAACAAUGCAAGCUAUCUGCGGAGAAGGCUCUGAAUGUCACAGUAGCAAUGGUCGAUAUGUCCCAACUGUUUAUAAUGAUCGCUCAGAAUUAAGCAUAGACAAUGCAAGUUAUUUUGAAGAUGAAGGAGAUUGGAGCUGUGUUAUUAAUGGACAAUUCAAAUCUACCAGAGAAUUGGUGGUUCACUCCCUUCCAAGUUCCUUUGAUUUGGCAAAUCGUCCGACUUUCAUUCCUGUGGAAGGCCUUAAACUGGAAGUUAGAGCAGUCUGUGUCUAUCCAAAGGGAGAUAACAUUAUACUCCAGUACAGAAUAGAGGGCGACAGUAUUUUUAAUGAUUUUCAAAAGGAGGGUAGGUCUGUUGAAUACAUCUAUAUCGAAGAUUGGACAAACAACUGUCUUUCUCAUGAAUACAUAGCGAUUGCACGAACCAGAUUGGAAAUUGAUGAUCUUGUAAAUGUCAAAAUCGAUUUUCGCUUUUUGUACAUGGAUGCCGGACUAGAGAUCCCCACAAAGUCAACUUUAACAUUUUUGUUUUCCGAUCAACAUAAUUCUCAAAAUAUUAGUUCCCCUUUUGGUAAUAUCCCAUGCCUGAACAUCGGAAGCUGUACAAAUGAUUCUUUCAAAGAGCGUGCUUGUGACUGUUCAUCGAAGUUUCGCUGGAUAAGCUGUAACAAGACAGGAAAACUUAAAACGAAGAUAUAUCUGGAUACUACGGAGGACAAAACUGCUACAUAUGUUUAAUACCUGUGUCUGAAUUUGGUAUUUCUACAAUAAAUUGUAGGUCAUCA
Molecule: messenger RNA, 964 nt
Organism: Ostrea edulis (European flat oyster)
Lineage: Eukaryota; Metazoa; Mollusca; Bivalvia; Ostreida; Ostreidae
Exons: 6
Coding region: 21-917 (298 amino acids)
Source: RefSeq, a predicted model, not a curated record